Molecule: messenger RNA, 6886 nt
Organism: Ornithodoros turicata
Lineage: Eukaryota; Metazoa; Arthropoda; Arachnida; Ixodida; Argasidae
Exons: 3
Coding region: 5230-6825 (531 amino acids)
Source: RefSeq, a predicted model, not a curated record
GAGUGUAUAGGAAUUGACAAGUACUUGGUCGCAAUAGACACUUUGGAGCAAGCACCCUCAUUCCAUUCCAAAAUUACUGGUAUGUCGAAGGGUCACGUGCACCUUGGAGCAGUUGGGAGUGUGCUCGGCAUGCGCCUUCAUCUCAAGCUCUUUUGCGUGGCCGUGAGAUCCUGGAAAAUUGCUCAACGGACAGUUGCUCACUAACUCUGUUUGCAUGUUGUGACUUUACCUCCCAUGCUUCUGGAUGCUUUUGCAACAACAAAAAUGUAUUUUCAUCAUGGUAAGGGACCAGAAGCAUAUACAUAUCCCAUCUCCCCAUGGCUUCCAGAUGUCUUGGGAGAUUCCGGUGACUUAUAGUCUUGGCAGAGACGUACGCUUCAGUUAUGUCUGCAAAUUCACGACUUCUCGUCGCACCCUCUUUCCUGGAGGGUUUCCCACGUCUAUUUGAAGCGGUGCUGUCCCUGUGACAACCUCACCGUCUUGCAAACACUCAAUCGGCUUCUGAACGCUUGGAUAUGACUGGCUGAUGAGCUUUGUGAAUCUGUGAUUCCAUGCGUCCGAAUAUUUGUUCGUGCGGUCCUCAUCACGGCAGGGUUGCAUUUAGCAUGUUUCACACGGAUGGCGGGAAACUUGAGGGCCUACGACGCAUCCUUGUCACCUGUCCCUCGCCUUCUACGGGAAUGGCACAGAAGACUCCGUUGACGUACUUGCUGUCAAAAUAAUCCAUGAGGUCUUCCAUGCCCUCCGGUGCACUGCUCCGAAUUAUCUCCAGGCCAUCUUGAACAAGGUGCACCGGUACAAAAGCCAGAGUGUUGAGCAUCCCGCAAUGCCUCCUAAACAAAUCAUUGUUUUUAAAUCUGUCAGUCAAGCCCAAUUCCUGUACCUAAAAGAAACAAAGUAGGAACAUUUAGAAACGAACCUGGUGAAUGGUGGUCAAAUAGGAGUAUGUUGUGCUGUAAUGUGCUUGUCUCAAGAGCAUGGCGUCCACAUAAAUGUCCACACACAAACAUAAAUGUGAAGUUAGCAUCAUUACCUUUCAGUGAGUGCUUCGGCACACAGCCUCUUGUGGUAACAUGGUCUCCGAACAACUCUGAUAGCUUUCAUCACAGCCAGUUCAUAGUUGCUAACGCCGUCAUUGGGCCCUAGAAGGUGUCGGCAUGCAAGACAUGCGUUCCAGACUGCUUCGAAGAACUCUUCAUAUGUCGCAAGGCUAUUCCGUGUCAGCAGGGUGUAAGUGUAAGCUACUGUGUGCUCUCCAAUCAAGUGCCGUAGUACGUAGAGCUGCUUGAAAAUCCUAGGGCACACUGAAAACGUGCCGUCCAUAUGCCAGGUGCGAACCCGGGACAAUGCUCUUAGUUGCUCCCGACUAGAAAACAGUAUUAUGCGGUCAUGACGGCUGGUGUCGUUCUCAUACUGGAGGAAGAGUUGUGCUUCUGGACCACCUGUUGUAACCCACUUGCCUUUGAUGUGGAGCUGCAGCGCGCUCUGUGGCUCCGAGGGUCUAGCGUCACUACUAGUAGGCUACUAGGUGACUCGAUGAAGUUUGGACAUCGCACCACACUCUUGUCGCAUCUGUAGUGCCCUCGUCUGCUUGUGUUACCAUACUGGCCAAAAUCUUGCAACCUUAAAAGAAAACAAAUCUGGUGAUCAAAGUGCCAGCGUCUGCGCUGGAGUUACAUAAUAAAAUAACUACAAGCAAAGCAGGAAAGGUCCACAGAAUCGUCCGUGGUCACUGCACCCUUGCCUCUUUGGAACUUGCAUUGCCAGCGGAUCCUAGUCUUUCCUAGCUGUCUUUUUUUUUUUACAUAGUCUUAACCGUCCAAAACAAGCUUUGAUUUCCCCCUGCGAGAGGUGACGACUUCCAUGAUGAGCUCUACCGGAGUCUGAGACGCUGCCAGUCACGGCCUAUUUUUGUAGGUUUUGCUGUGGCUAUUUUUCUUUCUUUCUUUUUUUCUCCCUCCGAUACCGAACCAACAACUUUCUAAGAACACGCAUAGGGCAGUAACCUUCUAAGCACGUGCUUCUAAGCGAGACAAGGGUCUAGAAACUGCCCCAUAUCCGCGCAAAAGCAUCCCAGUCCUCCGAGACAGUAGUUACGCCUUUGUCGUUUUUGUCUCUCUGCAAAGCCGGGGUUUUCCGAGGUCGAACCACCGGGUGGAUUUCCUUCCGCGAUCUGUACUACUUAAUGGCCUUCACAGUGCUUAGAUGUUAAAAUAUUUGUGACCAGGCAAGACCACGCAAGCACUGCUGCGAUGUUUCAAUGUCUUUAAGCAAUGUCAAGCAUUUAAGCGCGGCAUAAAAUCAGUCAGCUAAUAAAGGCGGUGAGCAAUUGUCUGCGCCCCUGUUACCCCUCAGGAUCUAGCGUCUUGUGCGCCCCGUGAGCGUGCAAUACUUCUCCUGAGAUGCUGCAAGUCGUACUAACUGUCCACAUCGCGCGGCAUCAAUUUCCCGCGAAAUUCCGUGCAAAGCGCCGCAAAAUCUUGAGCGAAAUAAAGGAUUUCGCGGAAUUCUUUGCUAAAGGAAGGGAGGUGGAAAGGGGCUCUCCCUGUUUGUAAACAAAUGACCUCUUAUUGUUCGACAGCGCCACCAAUUUGGUAGAGCUGAACUAAGAUCGAAGCUAGAGAGGGUGAACAAGGUCGCGUGCGAAAGCCAAGGUCUUGAGGAGAUUACGAUGGACCGCAGGGGACGCGACCUUCGUUCCUUCUUAUCUUUCAGUAGGAGGACGCGAACAAGUGUCCAUUCCAGUUUGUUUCGGUUUCAGUCUGUCUGCCAACUUCAUGAUGACGUUUCUCAGGAAAAGGUCUAUCAACACCCGGGACCUUAUUUGUAAUUCACUUCAGCCAAUAAAUUGUGUGUAAAUGAUGCACUGCAUACUAGAGUUCGUUUGAUUUGGCAUUUCGUGCUGUGUUUUGGUGUUGAUUGUGCUUGGGUAUUUUAUAGUCUAGUGAUCCCGUCUGUGUGGGAGUGUAAAGAAUAUAUUGAAAAAUCUGAGAUUCGGCUAGCUGACAAUAAACCUCUACCCGAGAAACGUCAUCAUGACGUUGGUAGACACACCGAAACCAAAACAGAUCGGAAGGGGAGGGCUGUUUUCGCUGUGGUAAUGGCGCACGUUCUUGUCAUCUGCAUUUUUACGCGAUUGGCACAUAACCUGGAAGUGCCCAAGUUUGUGGCAUUUCCUGCAACGCUGCUGUCUUGCAGGGCAUUCUUCGUUGUUUGCCAAAUGCGAUGUUGAUCCACAACGAUAACAUAUUGCUCUCGUCUUGUUCGUACCGUCACGCUGCUUGCAGUCGCGGUGCUCCCUCUGUGUGUUCACUCUUUGUACUUCCUUGCUGUCGAAUAUUUCCAGCUCUCGCUUCGCCAUCUCUUGAUGAAUACCAAUUUCGAUAGCACGGCCCAGAGUCAAAGACGUUCCUUCGUACAGAAGUCGUUGUAGUGCCUUCGACUAGCUGGUCACGAAUUGCAUCAUCCGUUGCCGUGCCGUAGCUGCCGGAGGCAUAGGCGCCGACUGCGGGGGGGGGGGGGGGCGCGGGGGCCCUUGCCCCCCCGGAAAAUGAACUAGGGGGGGGGGGCGCCACCUCCCCCGGGAAGUCCCGCUAAGAGACUGACACCAACCUUUGGGGCUCGGCGCGCCCGGGUCAAAAGAGCGAAGAGGCACCAACCCAAAAAUGCACCUUGCAAUUUGUAAAAUAUGUAUCCGCCCACCAUACUCAUUAUCACUGUAGAAGGUGAGGCGAAGAAACAGAGGAUGACACAACACAUAGCCUGAAUUUCGCCCAAAGCAAUCAGAUCAAUGAAACGCAGUCGAAAAGGUACCAGCAGCUGCCAGUGAGGUCUAACGGUAGGAUCUUCGGAAUGCAUAUUCGUUGGGAGCGGGUUCAACUCCCGCUGCUCCAUUUCAUUGACCAUAUUCAUUAUUUGCGCGCAUUUCGAGUCAGACACCGGGGAUUCAAUACAUUUUGUUCUUUUUGCACUUAGUUUUCAAAGGCGUAAUGCCUUCAGUUGUGCAAAUGUUCACUGUUUACGUUCUCUCUGUUUUUUCUUUUGUUCUGCUUUUUCUGUUCUUCCUUCCUCUUAUUUCUAUACCAGUUCUGCAUAUAUCAUAGGAUCCCGCUAGAGUGUGUGAUUCUACAGCUUUAGUUUUGUGUUCUUCAUUUUUCUUUUCCUUUUCUUUCCUUCUUUUUGUUUUCUUAUUUUCUUUGCCUUUUUUGACUUCCCCUUUCACUUUUUGUGUUUGAAUAACAAGCCGACAUCCAUCUGGCUUACCUUUCCUUUCUUUUUUUUUCUUAAUAAACAUAUCCCCCCCCCCCCCCCCGCCAGAUUACUUACUUCGCGGUGCGCCCUUGCCCCCUCCGGGAAAAUGAAAACUCUCCGCCUCUGGCCGGAGGCUCGUAACGAAAUCCUGCCAUGGCUCACCAGGUAGCUGCCGACGACUGCGAAGCCGGUGCCGCUCGACGAGCUCAUUCGUUGUCGCAAUAAAAUGUUUGUCCAGGGCACGUAAUGCAACGUCAUGGUCGUCGAGAGUUGAGUCCGCCUUCUUUGCGUCGUCCAACCCCGAAGCUGUGGGUAGCGGCGGUGGGCUCGUGUCCUGCGGGAGGCCGUACAAAAUGCGCUGUCCUUCGACCCCAAUAGAAUUUAGCAGGAUUGCUUUACGGCCGCUUAUGGUCAAAUGAUCCAACGAGUCAAAUGUUCCAACAGGUCAUAAGCUCCAAAAAGUCACGUGACAGGCGAGUCAAAAGCUCCAAAGCGUCAAAUGCUCCAACCGCGUCAAAAGAUCCACACGGGUUCCGUAUUGUUCAAUAUUAUCUCGUCCUCUGAGCGUCAAAUGCUCCAACCGCGUCAAAAGAUCCACACGGGUUCCGUAUUAUUCAAUAUUAUCUCGUCCUCUAACCAACUUUCUAGCGAUGCCUUGUACCAGAAAGUUUUUUUUUUUUUUUCGAAGAACAACAUCCAGUGAAACUCAAGUCGAAAGGGUAACAUACUCUUCAGUGUUUUCGUGUCCCCUGCCAUGUAUGUAAACGUGUUAACCUUGGACAUGGUCAAUGACCGUAACCCCUGAACGACAGGAAUGGGCUUAUUCUGGGAAGCAGGACGUCGUGUGCAAACUUGGGGUUGAACGAAGGGGUAUAAAACCUGGACUGGGCGGUCCGAAAACAUUCGGGAGCAGAGGUCAUCUUCACGGUUCUCGCUGUCCGAACUGCAAGCAUACAUCCACCUUGAUUGCCUGGUUGAAUGGACCUCGACUUCGGUGCCCCGACUUUUGUCCCAUCCAGUUAUCGCUCGAAGCAUCAAGUGAUUCAGUACCGAAGCAAACGAUGGCCAAAUGCAGUGUUAGAGUUUGCAUUCAAAUCUACAAACAAGAAGGACCCCAGUAUCCAGUACUACAGAUGCACGAGCUGUUAUCGCCUGAGCAGGUUGGCGAGGGGAACCAACGAAACCUGGUCUGUUGCCCACGUCACGCUGCAAAACGGCGUCAUGAGGACAGACCCGGAUCAUCCAUCGACACCGCACAGCUGUGACCCCGCCGAGGAUGCAGAGGCGGCCACAGUCCUUUCCAGGCGUUACGUGUAUGAAGUCCGAACAGACGUACGGGCCAGCAGAAAGAGACCUCGGCAGGCAUUCGACGAAGCAGUGUCUGCUGUACAGGUCAGGUUUCAAGAUGACGACGCGAGUCUUCAAAAUGACAUCAAACGCCAGAUGAGCACCAGCUACGGUUUUGCCUCCAAAAGACGUGCGUUGUCGCGCAAUCGACACGCAAACAUUCCGAAGGGAAACUCCAUUGACGCCAUACUUCCGGAGCUGCGAAUUACGAAGGAUGGCCAGCAAUUUCUUCAACUGGAAGACAAGACUGAAGGGAGGAGACUGCUCGUAUUUUACGCCGAGAAGGACCUGGACGCCUUCGCAAACACGGAGUACAUCCUGGGGGAUGGCAACUUCAAGUAUAAUCCAUCCGAAUUUCACAGCCCUGGACAGCUGUACACAAUACAUGCAAUUGUCAAAGGCGAAGCGCACCCCAUAGUGUACGCAUUGAUGCAGGCAACAGAUGUGAGAGCGUACCAAGCGGUGUUCCACACCUUGAAGGAGUCCAUGGUGCGACGAUUUGGUCACGUCGGGAGCCUAUCCACUACGGCGACCUGGCUAUUUGACUAUGAGUCUGCAGCAAUACGGGCAGCACUCAAUGUGUUCCAGACAGCGACGGGUGAACCCAACGUGCGAGGCUGCGCCUUUCACUAUGCCAAGGCCAUCAACAAGAAGCGAGACGAGCUCGGUUUGAAGGUGUUGUGCAGAGAGAACGCCGAAGUCAACCGAUGGUUUGUUCGAGUGAGGCAUCUGCCGUUCGUUCCUGACGACUUCCGCCUGGCCUUCGCCGACGACAUCCUUUCUGUGAAGCCGGACCUGCCUCCACUACAUGCGGCGCGUCUGGCGCUGUUUGACCGGUACUACCGAGCGUACUGGCUCACGAACAGCCUGCUGAAGGACCGCUGGGGACAAUUUGAGAACCGAGGACCGAGGACCACAAACCACGUAGAAGGCUGGCACAAUGGCCUGCACAGUCGGUUCACGUGUCGUCACCCAAACCUGGCCGAGUUCCUGGAGUUCCUGCGAGUCAGUCAGCACGCCGCGCAAAACAGAGUCCAGGCCCUUCUGUUGGACCCGUUGGCAGUGCCAACCCCGACGUCAGCUGCAGUACGGGAGAGAAACGCGAGCCUAUUGCAAGAAAUGGACUCCUUCUCGUGGUACUUGAGCACAAGUCCGGUAUCUUUUAUGGACCUGACCACGUACCUAGACAGAAUCGCCUUGGUUGGUGUCCUGCCGUCGGAAAGUUAGCGUCCGCACAUUUUGUAUCUAAUGUAAAUAUUGUUAUAUUCCAAUUAAAUAGUUGCUUUCA